AUGCCCAGCCAUGAGGCCUGCUGCGGCACCAUGUUCUGGGUGUACCUCAUGUCCUGCUUCGGGCUCGUCAUGUUCGCCGGCCUCAUGUCGGGCCUCACCCUCGGACUCAUGUCCCUCAGCCUCGUCGACCUCGAGGUGCUCUCCAAGGCCGGCACGCCCAGGGACAAGCGCAACGCCGCCAGGAUCCUCCCCGUCGUGAAGAACCAGCACCUGCUCCUCUGCACGCUCCUCAUCGGCAACUCGCUCGCCAUGGAGGCGCUGCCCAUAUUCCUCGACACGCUCGUGCCGUCCUACGUCGCCAUCCUCAUCUCCGUCACGCUCAUCCUCGCGUUCGGCGAGAUCAUACCGCAAGCCAUCUGCACGCGCUACGGGCUCAGCGUGGGGGCCAAGGCGGCGCCCGUGGUCCGCGUACUGCUCAUCCUCUUCUUCCCCGUCGCCUAUCCGAUCAGUAAGUUGUUGGACUGGCUACUGGGAAAGGGACAUUUUGCACUAAUGAGAAGAGCUGAGCUAAAGACAUUAGUUGAUAUGCACGGCAAUGAGGCUGGAAAAGGUGGAGAGCUGACUCAUGAUGAAACCACUAUCAUUACAGGAGCUCUGGAGCUGACUCAAAAGAUUGCAAAAGAUGCCAUGACUCCUAUAUCCAAAACCUUCUCACUUGACAUAAAUGCUAAGCUGGACUUACACACGAUGGGUAUGAUAAUGACUAGAGGGCAUAGUCGUGUUCCUAUAUACUCUGGGAUUCCAAGCAAUAUUAUCGGCCUUAUAUUGGUAAAAAACUUGAUUACUUGCCGAGCUGAGGAUGAAGUGCCCAUUCGUAAUGUUACUAUCAGAAAAAUUCCAAGGGUGGCUGAUGAUCUUCCUCUCUAUGACAUUCUAAAUGAGUUCCAGAAAGGUCACAGCCACAUGGCUGUGGUAGUUAAACGAACAAAGGAAGCAGGAGCAUCCACUGAAAAGCAAAAGAGCACUACUGCAGAUUAUAAAAUAAACCCCAAAGAUGCUCAUGCUGAUGGCUCAUCCCCUUCUUCUGCUAGCACUGCCGGAAGUCGUAGAAUUAACAUAGAGAAGCAUGGAGACGGGCGCUCAUAUAAUAAGAAAUCAGAAAGGAAGCGGGAAAAUAUUCUUGAUUUUAACACCAAUCCACUUCCAAGCUAUUCAAUGGAUGAGGAGGCAGUCGGAAUAAUCACGAUGGAAGAUGUCAUGGAAGAACUGCUACAGGAAGAAAUCUAUGAUGAAACAGAUGAGUAUGUUGAUGUACAUAACAAGAUCAGGAUAAACAUGUUACCUCCAGGCAAAUCACUGUCACCUACUAUAUCUCCUGGUGGUGGACCCUUAUCUCAGGGGCUUCGAAGGACUCCUAUGGCAUCUCCAUUCUCACCAUACCACCAUGGUAGUUCUGUCUUACGUUCCCCAGCUUCGAACCAUGGUCAGUCACCUGGGAUUUUACCGACAAUACUUUCUCCUGGAAGAUCACCUACUGCACAAACACCUGGGCAAAGUUCACCAAGUGGAAGUCAGGUUUCAAUAAAUUCCAACGGCCAACAUAAAAAGGACGGUGAGAACUAA
Molecule: messenger RNA, 1563 nt
Organism: Miscanthus lutarioriparius
Lineage: Eukaryota; Viridiplantae; Streptophyta; Magnoliopsida; Poales; Poaceae
Source: the annotation of a GenBank genome assembly